This is a messenger RNA of Paramuricea clavata, 6995 nucleotides long. The record is from the annotation of a GenBank genome assembly. NCBI's taxonomy places the organism in Eukaryota, Metazoa, Cnidaria, Anthozoa, Malacalcyonacea, Plexauridae.
UUUUUUCUUCAGAUUUUUCAGACAAGUGUCAUGCAUUCGACAGUGGUGUACUUAAAGGUUUUACAGCGAUGUUUCAAUGUUCUGGGAUGGUCUCGUGGACAGUGUUCUUGGCUGUAUUUUAUCUCUUCUGGGUUACGUCAUUGUUUGGCUCGCAAUGUUAUCAGGUAUCAUUAUUAUACUUUGUGUGUGUGUGUGUGUUGGUGUUAUGUACUCAGGUGAAUAUGAUCACAGUUAAUAGAAUACAUGGUUUGGAGACUCCAUGAAAAUACAAUAUAACUCACUAACUAUGUUGUUUUCGGUUUAUGCAAGAAUUUGGGCCUAUCUCGUCACGUGUGUAUUGUAUUUUUUCCCGCACAACCAAUAGCAAUGUUUAAAAUUGAGCAUUUGUUCAAGUUACGGAUGGAUAACUCAACCACAAACUUGUCAUUGGUUAUUUGAGCGAAAAUACAAUACACACGUGACGAGAUAGGACCAAAUUCCUGCAUAAAGCUGGACAAUAACAUAUAGUUAAUGAGUUAUAUUGUUCUUUCAUCGAGUCUCCAAACCAUCUAUUAAAGUAACUGUGAUAUGAUGUAUUGUGAUGUUACUCUGUGUGUGCAUCCACACCGGGCAAGCUGAAAAGUUUGCCUGACCACGGUGGGAAUCGAACCCGUGACGUUUUGGAUACUAGUCCAUCGAAGGAACUAUAGACUCAGUUCCGAAAUAUCACGACCUCCUAGCUCAGUUGGUAGAGCAUUGGACUAUCCCAAAGAUCGAGGGUUCGAUUCCCACCGUGGUCAGGCAAACUUUUCAGCUUGCCUGGUGUGGAUGCACACUCAGAGUAACACCACAAACAAGGUAUCAUUAUUAUCAAAAUCACGAUUGCACGACACUUUAUUUCGAUUGCGUUAGUCUUUAUUAAUCCAAAGGAUUUAAGGAUACAUGUAUGUGGUAAGCAAAUGAAAUUAAACGACCUGUAGAGUUUCGCUUGCUAUUUUUGAUGUUCCACUUGGCUGUUCUAGAAAUUAAUAUAACCUGCCAUUGGCUGGUCUCCUACGCAGCCUGUUUGCGGGUCCGAGGUUUUCUCCCCACGUACAGGCUGCUUACUGCAACAACACAUUCCAUUCCGAUUGUUUCAACUUGACCAAUCAGGAAACGGCAUGACGUAGGCUUCCCGCCAAAUUCAGUAGUGACUAAUUAAUUGUCAGUGCUAAAUAUAUCUCAGUGUUUACUGCUGUUAAAAAUAUAUUAUACGCAUGCUUGAAAUAAUCAACUUGUUUAUAUUCUAUAAUCUAUAUGACGGGAGAAGUGCCCUUGGUAUAGCUGAUCUGAUCAAGGUAUCAUGCAGUAUUAAAUGUUGAUGUGAACAAUAUUCUGACAGUAACGAUUUAUUUGUUUGCAAAAACGUAUGUUAUGAAACGGCUGUUGUCUACUUGUCUAGUUGAGGCUGAAAGUUACCCUAAGACAUAAUCCAUGGACCCAGCUUUUAUCGUCCUAUAUUCCGUUCCUACUCGUUAGAACUGUGAGUAAAACUGUAAAUGAUACCUACAAUACAUUGGGGAAAGCGUUACUGUAUGGACCUCUAUAGAGAGUCACUAUAUACGCCAUACGGCAGUUAUGAAAUGCAACCUGUCCGCAAAGUGGUUUAUACACAGAAAGUGCUUGACAUCGUUUCCCAGGAAGUUAGCGAUUUGUGUUUUAGAAAGAAACUCUCAACUGUGUUAAGAAAAACUGGGGAGGAUGAUCUAAUGAAAUUCAGUCUGGAGCAGCUAUGUGGCUCUGUGCUGCAUGCUCAAGCAAAGAAAUGGUGAAAUGAGCGCGACCGCCUAUGACGGCUAUGUGUUGGGUAUCCUCAAAUAAUCUCGCUCGACUGAGGUUUAUAUAUAAUGUACUUAAUAAUACACUUAAAUACUACUCAGAUAUAUAGUUUUAGUUUUCAUUUUAAUAGGCUUGUACAAAAAAAUAUAUUUAUAUUUUUCUGUAAAGCAAAAGUGCUCGCGGGUUUUAUGAGUUCUCAGACUUCUAUGGUUUCAAAAGUGUUCGGGUUUUAUGCGUUCAAAUAAAACCCGACUCCCGAGCACUUUUGAAACCAUGGCAUAUAGAAGUCUGAGAACUCAUAAAACCCGCGAGCACUUUUGCUUUACAGCAUAUUUUUGUACAAGCCUAAAUGAAAACUAAAACUAUAUAUCAGUAGUAUUUACAGUAAGUGUAUUAUUAAGUACAUUGCUAUAGAGUAUAGUUUUAACUAGCAAAUGUAUAAAUAUUUUUAUAUUUUUGAUUUCGUGUUAAUUUGAAUGCAUGCAGUAAUUUGAAAUUGACAACUUGUCGUUCAAAAUAGUUAUUGAUUACAAAUUUAUAUAUAUUAUAUAUUUUUAUUUAAUUUUCCCCAUGUAUAAAAAAGCUACUUAAAAUAUAUCUUUAAACGAUUUUGGGCUAGAUACCUACUAGACAUCUUCGCAGACUUUUUAUUUAGGCCUCUAGUUACUGUUCAUUUGUGAUAAUUAAAUAGUCAAUUAUUUACAGUCAGUCAAUAGGCCUACAUGCAAUAUGUAAAAUGAGACGUUUUGAAGAAUAUAUACGUCUGUAUUUAAAUCUGGUAAAUUAUUAAGCUGGUGGUACUGAAACAUAAAUAAGGCAGUUAAAUAGUCAAUGAUUUAUAAAGAGCAAUGCCUCUGGUAUUCCAUAAACUACCGCUCUGGCAUUUAUAUUCGUGGAACAGGCGAUCACAUCACAUGAGAGGCAAAUCGAUUUACCGAAGUCUGUAGUAGGCGGGUUGACAAACACAUCUCAUUUUUCUUUAAUUAUUGUUCGAAUCGCAUUCUUCUGAUGAUCGUUGAAAGUAGAAAUACGAAAUAAUGGGCGACUUCACACAAUGCUUGAUCAUGCGACGCCAUCUUUGUUUCGGAAUUAUUAAAUUUAAGCGCGAAUGAGUUCCUGAUUUUGGUACUCAGGCUGUGAUUGGCUAAACAAUCGGAAUGGAAUGUGUUGCUGCAGUAAGCAGCCUGUACGUGGGGAGAAAACCUCGGACCCGCGAACAGGCUGCGCAUGAGACUAGCCAUUGGCAGGCUGCUGUUUCGAUCCGGAAUGGUGGGCCCUAUAAUGUCACAAGAUUUACCCAACGUGUUCCCUAUGACGUCAUCAUUGUAAAACGGGAAAAGCGGUGCUUUACAAUAUAUUAAGCUUUGUUGUAUAUUUUCCUGGACUGACCCAAGUAUCUAGAAAUGUUAAGGGCCUUCGUCACUUUGGGGUCACCUUUUGAGCUGGAUAUUUGUAUAUUUGUUUCUUCUCUUUCGGAAGUUCUCGAGGAAGUUCGUCAUUCAUGUUUUUUAUUCAGAUAUUUUGGCGUGGAAUGACAACAAAUGAAGUUAUAAAUGCUCCAAGAUAUCAACAUUUCUUCACAAAAGAUAAUGGUGGCAUGCCUAGCAGCCCUUUCACGUGAGUAGAUAUUAUAUGACUCCAAAUGCAGGCGAGGGGUUGGGGAUAUUUCUCAAGACUUUGGGGGGGGGGGGGGGGGACACGUUACACCGCUGAGUGGCCCUUCUGUUACUGAUCUUUAUUACGUGCUGCAAAGUCUCCUAGAGUACAAAGGUCUUGCAUGCACAAAGAUCAAUCGGUGAACCGUGUGAUCAUACACGUGCAAAGCGCAAGGCUGAAUUAACAACAAACCAUUGUCAAAUCUCUUCCCAUGUGUACAGGAAAAUAGACCAAUCAGGUUUCCAGAAUUGACUUUGCAAGUCUGGUUGUAAAAAUAAAAUAUUUGGUUGUGCUCCCAAAAAUCACCCUCAACCCCAUAGACUCACAAAUCAAGGUAUUAUGCAGUAUAUUGUAAAGUAAACAAUGACCAUCGCGGGGAUCCACCACCCCUCGGACGUUAAAGUAAACAAUGACCAUCACGAGGAUGUACUAACCCUUGGACAUUUAGGAUGCCCAUCUCGGGGAGCUACUACCCUUUGGGUAAAGUCCAACAUGGUGCACCACGACCCCUAGAGGACAUAUAAUUAUAUUAUAAUCAAUAUUGCUGUAAUAGUGAGUCAGUGGGGCGACACGUUGGCCACAGUUUAAAGUAUAAUCGGAGCAUUUCUCCUCGACAACCCUUCUCCCACAACAUUGUGUGUGUCAUAGUCAUGGUUUCUUAAUUCUCUUAGAAUAUUUGCUGAACGAAUUAAAGCAAGUUUAUAUAUGCCCAUAGCAUUAUAAACUUAAGUAAAACUUCUGUUCUGAAACGUUCUUGAAAAAAUAUUAACUGAAUAAAGUACCUCCGAACAGAAUUAAACUAAAUUCAAUAAAAGAAGUUAUAAAAUUGUUCAUAUUUAGUACGAUUGAAAUGAAAAAAAAGUUUUCUCUUAACGUGGGAAAAUGGUACUGAGUUGAGUAAAAAUAAAAGCAAGAUAGCAGACUUGAAUGUUAACGACAAAGCAUUCAAAACUUCAAUUACUUAACUGGGAAAUUAGCAGUCAAAAAUUCUGCGUUGAAACAUGGCCGUAAAUGAAAUUUCUUCCAAAAUAUGUUUUUGAUGACAAAUAAUCUUGAGUAGCAACGAAAUUUUAAUGAAAUAUUAGUUGAAAUGUGCAGGUGGUUUGUUCUCCGGAACAAUGUGUAGCUAUUUGGUUUUUGAGCGAUAUUUUGCCCCAAUGAUUAUCGUCAAAUUUCAGCAUGUGAGGUGUAUUUUGCUGAAAUUACUUUUUUUCGGGUUAAUUUUCGUGCUAAUUUUCAUCUUCGUUUUAAAUUGCGCAGAAUAUACGCGCAGUUUUUGCGCAAGCUCAGACGUUCUUGUUGUUAUGUUUUGCACAUUAUUAUAGCGGUGAGACGCAGAAAGAUUUUAUAGAGUAAGUCUAAAUACAUAUCGUUCAAUCCUAUUGUAUUUAUUUUUUAGACGUGGAGUUAUCGGCAAUAUCGCUGACUUCUUUCAAUGUUCAUGCUUUGGUUUGGUGAGACCCGUGUAUGUUGACUGGAAAGCUGAGUUCAACUUUGACCAAUUUUCAGCACAUAAAAAACAAACUGUAUAACGCAGACACGGCUAAACAUUCUGUAGCCAUGUUCCUGGAAACUAUCUUAACUUGACCUUUAGUUCUAGUGUAGAGAUGUAUUUACGUCGAUUGGGCUGGAUUUUAUCAGUUACCCCACUCACUAGAGAUACGCAGACACUUCGAAGUAGUAUAGUGUGUUGAAAUUACUCAGUACCCGGAAUAGAUCUGUGACGUGCUGUAGUUAUAGUAUAGGUGCAUCGGAAGCAAUCUUUCAAUUUCCAAGAUAUGGAAAUUGAAAAGUCCAGUAUCCAUGCAGUGGCGAAGCUGAGGGCAUUUGACUAACACCCGCACAGGCCAGUGGAUACGGCGGCAUGCACCACGCAGAGUGGAAAAUUCUUAAUACUUUUUCAUUUUGAAAUUUGUAUUUCACGAAAAUUAAUUUUAUUUCGCUAUAUAUUUCAACUUCACUGAAAAUUUCCCUCAAUAUAGAAGAAAGAAGAGAAUAUUGUAUGUAUGCAUUUUAAUUCGCUUCGGUAUAAAUAUGAUCUUUCAUUUGGAAUUGUGUAAGGUCAACUGUAGUGUACUAUAGUAUAGUAGGCUAUAGUGUCUGCAAGUACCUUGUAAAUCUGAAGCAGAAACCUAUAAAGAGAUUUCAUAGAUUUAGAUAUUUGGUAUAUCUGUAAACCUCUAAUUAUAUAAGUACUCAUGAAUAACUAAGCAAAUGAACUGGUAGUAAAUAUAUUUAUAUCAAGCGAAGGUCUUCACAAAUCUUGUUUAUAUUCGCCAUUAUAUAGAAUACACAAUUGAGUCUGUUAACACCUAUUUCGUGAGCUAAAAUAUCUUGUUAGAAGUCAGAAAUAUUCUAUCCAAAUCUAAAUGGCCUUCCUACAAUACAAUGGAUUGACGUUGGUCAAUUUCCGUAUAUGCAUGACUAAGAUAACUUGAACGAACUGGCUCGACAAAAUUGCUGAAUAAUUUACGGUAUUUAACUUGGUCGUGCUUUCGAAGAUGAGCACGACAAGAAGCCAAAAUUUGGUGAGAUACGCAUGCGCGAGGAGCAAUUUAGCCAAUAGAAUGCGUUGAUAUUUAUAAUUUAGUCGUGCUCACCUGACGAGAGCACGACUAACGGGCGGGUUACCCUUUAGUCGUGCAUGCCAUUGACCCGCGGUCGGGUGAAAUUACACAAUCAUACCUCGAAUUGGUUUAAAAUCACGGCAAAAUUACUGGAUUUGAAAGGAUUUUGCACUUAAUAGAUGACGCAAGUGUAUACCAUGAAUCAUUUAAAAUUUGGGGGGAAUUGUUUUUAAGACUAAAAAAUUCUUUUCUUCGAAAAAUGUGUACUCGUGCCCAGUACGACCUCUAGCUUCGCCACUGCCAGUAUCAUACAGGAUUAUUGUUAUGGCUGUCUAUGGUAGUAUAAAUAAGUAUGGUAGUAUGGUUUCGAGCACAAUUUGGAAAAAGAACAUGCGUGAGUGAGUUUUUCACAAAGAUGCCAAAAUUGCACAAGUACGAAGGACAAGUGCGUGCGAUGCGAAAUCUUUGAAAAACUUACGAUGUUUCUUUUGUCCAAAUUGGACGAGAAAGCAUACUAUUGCCUAUUAAUAAUCAUAUACAUGAAAAAAUUAUGUAGAAGCAAUUGAUGGCAUGCAUGAAACACGUGAGAUAAAUAAUUUACUCACUCAUUGAAUGGCAAAAUGUAUUUUGUUUUGUCGCUUGCUAUAUACCUGCUAAAAUUGCUCUCAUCUUAGCUAAUCAAAAUCGAGUAAUUUUCCCUGUAUAUUAUUAUAACAGUAACGCGAUCUAUCAUGUUUAGCCUAUUUAGUAAAAUAACUUAUUUUUAUACUGAAGACAAACUUCCGAGUUCCGAUUCUGAUCGUUCAUUUUUCAUCAUUUCUGAUCGGAACACAGCGUCCCGGUGCACGCCACUAGUUAAUCGUAGCCAAUAAGUUUCUGAAAAAUAUUGUACGAUGAAGGGAAGAUAUAUCAUCAUAGAUUGACAGAAUCCCUAUUGUGUAAAAAUUCAGCGGCAGAUUAGUCACUAUCAACGGA